Paralichthys olivaceus (Japanese flounder) is the source of this 2105-nucleotide messenger RNA. It is a transcript of the gene slc15a4, whose product is annotated as solute carrier family 15 member 4. Gene Ontology annotation, molecular function: dipeptide transmembrane transporter activity. Gene Ontology annotation, biological process: dipeptide import across plasma membrane. NCBI's taxonomy places the organism in Eukaryota, Metazoa, Chordata, Actinopteri, Pleuronectiformes, Paralichthyidae. The record is from RefSeq and is a predicted model, not a curated record. Gene Ontology annotation, cellular component: membrane.
AGCGGAGCCUCGGUGUGCGCUGUUCCUGGCUCGUUACACCGGGAGAUCACAUUUCCUCAACCCAUGCUGAACUUACACGUAGCGCUCAUGCUAGGCUAACAGCUAGCUGCACCGGCGCCCUGCUAGUUCUGCUUUGAUAAAGUGUUGAUUCCAGACGCGCCAGAGGAAACAUUUCGGCGUUAGUUAGCAUCUGAGUUCAUGGAGAUAACGACGAGUUUCAGUGAUUAAAGGUUUGAACUCUCAAUCAAACAGGCACCUCAGCCUUUGAUUCAGGUGGAUGAGCAUGGCGGACAGCAGGGAUGCCGGUGAGAGCACCCCUCUCCUGGACUCAUCUGGGAGCAGAUCUCCACCAUCAUCAGUGUUCCAGGGAAGGAGGCUGGCAUGUGCAGCCAUUCUGCUGGCUGAGUCCCUGGAGCGGGUUGCAUUCUACGGCAUCACAUCCAAUCUGGUUCUCUUCCUCAACAGCAGCCCUUUCUAUUGGCAGGGCACGCAGGCCAGCCAGGCACCUCUGGUGUUCAUGGGAGUCACUUACCUGAUUUCACCCUUUGGAGGCUGGCUGGCGGACGCCUACCUUGGGAAAUUCUGGACCAUUGCUGCGAGCCUGAUCCUGUAUUUUACUGGCUUGCUGUUUUUCCCCUUCAUUUCUAAUGAAGACACCAGGAUUCAACUGUGUGGAGAAGAGCUGGCGUUUCCUGUGCAGCCCGCUGAGUGUCUGAGCACAAACAGCACCCCUCCAAGCAGUAUAACCUGCCCCAUCCGGGCCUCAUACUGUGGCCCCGUAAUCUACAGUGGACUGUUUUUAAUUGCAUUGGGUGUGGGUUCAGUGAAAUCCAACAUCACUCCAUUUGGGGCUGAUCAGGUCAAAGACAGAGGACCAGAGGCCACACGCAGAUUUUUCAACUGGUUCUACUGGUGCAUUAACUUAGGAGCCAUCCUGUCUCUGGGAGGCGUGGCCUACAUUCAGCAGAAUUUCAGCUUUGAGCUCGGCUUCAUCAUUCCAGCAGUGUGCCUCGGGGUCUCUUUCCUCGUCUUCCUCUUGGGCCGAACUGUCUUCAUCACCAAGCCUGCUGAUGGCAGCGCCUUCACAGACAUGGCCAAGAUCCUGAGCUUCGCCUGCUGGUCCAAAAAACCCAAAGAACCUAACCUGCUCCGCAACAAACCAACACUAUUGGACAGUGCCAAAGUGACUUAUGGUGGGAAAUUUCCAGAAGAGAAAGUAGAGGAAGUGAAAUCUCUGGUGAAAAUCCUCCCAGUUUUCUUUGCCCUUAUCCCAUAUUGGACUGUUUACUUCCAGAUGCAGACAACAUACGUCCUGCAGAGCCUCCAUCUGAGGAUUCCUGGUAGCUCGAACAGCACUGGGGACUCCCAACAGAUGACGUUCCGCUUCCCGACUGCCUGGCUCACCAUGUUUGACGCAGUGCUCAUCCUUAUGCUGAUUCCCCUUAAGGACAAAGUGGUGGACCCCAUCUUGAAACGUCGCGGCCUGCUGCCCUCCUCUCUGAAGAGGAUUGCAGUGGGGAUGUUCUUUGUGAUGUGGUCGGCUGUGGCGGCGGGUAUUCUGGAGACCAAACGCCUGGAGAUCGUCAAAUCAAAUGGUACCAUUGACCAGGUGCUUGGCAACGUUAUCUACUACGCUGCAGAUUUACCCAUAUGGUGGCAAGUGCCUCAAUAUGUGCUGAUAGGAAUCAGCGAGAUCUUUGCCAGCAUUGCAGGUCUGGAGUUUGCCUAUUCCGCAGCCCCCAAGUCCAUGCAGAGUGCCAUCAUGGGGCUCUUUUUCUUCUUCUCUGGGAUUGGCUCCUUUGUGGGCUACGGCCUGUUGGCUAUUGUCUCCCUUAAAGAGAUUGGCUGGAUGUCAUCCCACAAAGACUUUGGUAAUAUCAACGACUGCUCUCUGCACUACUACUUCUUCCUCCUGGCAGGCAUCCAGGGCUUAACCUUGCUGGUCUUCCUUAUUGUCUCUGUCAAGUAUGACAAGCAGAGGGGCAGAGCGGGAAGCCAAAGGCAGAGACACACCUCCUCAUGACCCCAACACCUGCCCCGUUGUCCUCCCUCACCAUACCUGCCUUCUCCUGUCAAAUCACCCAGUGCACAAAGACCCUGUCAAA